AUGAGAGGGUUAGACUACUCCUUGUUCGAUGUCGAUGAUGAAUUGGAGAUUGGUGAUGAUGAUGUAAUUCUCACCAAGGAUGGAGGGAAGGCGAGAAUUGAGAUCUCAGACAGACUGGAACAACAGCUGGUAGAUCAAUGGAAGGACAUAUGUAAAGAAAACAUGUACAGAGUGUUGAACAAUGACCCCUGGGUAAUCCUCAACACUUACCUGUAUGUUCAACCUUGGGACAGCUCCUUUAAUGCAGCCACUAGCCGAGUUAAGGCGACGAUUGUAUGGGCUAGACUUCUAGGCCUUCCAGUGCAUCAUUAUAAUCAGUCCUUCCUGAAGAAGAUUGGGAGAGCCCUGGGUAAAGUGAAACACAUAGACCAACAGACUGCUACGAAGACAUGGGGACGCUUUGCACGAAUGGCUGUCAAGAUUGAAUUAGAUGAACCGUUGGUGACAGAAGUUGAUAUGAGGGAGGGGGAUUCACCAUCGAUCCCAAUUGAAAUUGGUGAAAACCCAACAGACAAAGCAAAGGGGAAGCGCACUGCAACCACUCCGUCACCAUCUGUCCUUGGGACUAGAAAAUCAAGUUCACGGGGCAAAAUAAUGAAAAAUCAUGAGUGGAAGAUGCUUGACGUACCAGAACCAGAAGUCAACGUAGCCACCCAGAACAAAACAAGACCAAAUGGGCCAUCAGAUAAAACUAUUGCUAAAAACAAUGAAGUGUUGAUGGUGGACACGAUGAAUUCCAAUCUGAUCGACGAUGACAUUCCGCCGGACCUUGCGGGAGGUAUACUGACAUCUGUUGUUGAAUCAAUGGUGCUGGAGGGACAGGAACCGUCGGAGGAAGACUGCCUGAUGGAGGAUGAAGCUGCCGUUAAUGCGGUGGCUAUCUCUGAUAAUUAA
Oldenlandia corymbosa var. corymbosa is the source of this 894-nucleotide messenger RNA. The record is from the annotation of a GenBank genome assembly. Lineage: Eukaryota; Viridiplantae; Streptophyta; Magnoliopsida; Gentianales; Rubiaceae.